Cyphomyrmex costatus is the source of this 1405-nucleotide messenger RNA. RefSeq lists its product as uncharacterized. The record is from RefSeq and is a predicted model, not a curated record. The coding region runs from base 1 to 1374 and encodes 457 amino acids. The transcript has 6 exons. NCBI's taxonomy places the organism in Eukaryota, Metazoa, Arthropoda, Insecta, Hymenoptera, Formicidae.
AUGAAUUCCAAGAUAAAUUUAUCUCCUAUAAACACAGAUACUUUAGACCAUGCGAACGAUAAAGGAUUCAUUUUUCCACUCUUUCUAAAUACAUUUCUCCAGGAAUUUAAUAAAGCACUAAUCAACUUACAUGAAUUCGUAAUAGUUAUAAGAAAUUUGAUUACAAAUAAUCAAUCGAUACCUGUAAACACCGCAUCAAACAAUAAACCACAAGUACAAGUAACAAGUUCUGCACCGGAUGAACAUGUAACUUCGGCAAACAAUCAACAAUCUACACCGGUAAAAAAUGACGAUAAGGAAAAUAUGGAAGAUAACAAAGAGAAGUUGGAAGAUAACAAGAAUCCAGUGACAUCUGAGAGUACUAUAUCAAGUAAUGUACCGAAGGAAAAUGAAAAUCCAAUGACAUUUGAGAGCAUUGCAUCAAGCAACGUAUCGAAGCAACACGAACACGAACGACAAUGGAAUAUAUCACCAGAACUAACGCCCGAGUCGAUCAUCAAGAUCUUAGACAAUGAGAAACCCCAGAUGCGUCUCCUUUCCCUCGUUCCCGUCACAGCGACUGUCAGUUUAACUGCAGGGAAUAACAAUGCUCACUCUGUCAGUCUGGGUGCGAGUCUCGACGGUAUUAGUCUUUCGGAAAGUAACAGUCACAAUCGUCCUACGGGGUAUGAGAUUGAUGGGUCUUCCGUUUCUGUAAGCAAAUCGGCGACUGUUUCUGCGGGAUUAUCAGGAAUUUCUACCGCAGGUGCGGAAGCUUACAAUAACGGUAACAAUGCCAAGACUGAAAGCCAUUCGCUUAGCUUUGGUCAAGCAACUGCAACUUCUUUCGGAAGGAUCGAAAAUGGACAAGCGAUUACCGGUGCUGCAUCUUCCGCUGGUAUUCCGCAAUCCUUUACAAUUGGUGGUAAUCACAGACAAUUUUCGCAAGCUGGUACCGUCAAUGCACGAUAUCCCACAUGGAACAACGUAGGUCCAAACAAUGGAUACAAUGAUCAACGUUUCAAUCGACCAAUGUUGACUAUUUCGAACAUUGAUCCAAACAAUAGACAUAAUGAUCAACGUUUCAAUCAGCCAACAUUGAUUAUUUCGAAACCAUACGAUGAAACAAAUCGACCGAUAUUGAACAUUGAUGCGUCUGGUACAUCCAGGCAAGAACAAAAGCCAACGAUUCACAUCUACAAAUGGCAACCGAAUCGUAGAAUUGCCAGUCCAGAUUUUUCAAUUAAACAUCAAUUACACGAUUCCAGAAACGAUCGAAAUCAUGGAUCGACGAAUCUUCAAAUCGAAAGCAAAGAUUUUAAAAAAGAAUAUUCUGAUAGCGAUUUAAUUUCUGAUCUCGCGCAAACUGUUGGUGAAUUGUUUGAUAUUGUAUGAUAAAAGUACAAAUAAACAAUGGCAUUUGCAG